AUGACAAUUUUAAAUAGAUUUUGUAGGACAAUUUUAUUAACUAAUUUAGAAUUAACAAAUUGUGGUAUUAGAAAAAAUAAUAGUUAUAAAUGUAGAUCUUUUACACAUACAAUUAAUAUAGAUACAAAUCAUAUCGUUCCUAUACAUACACAAUCAAAUAUAACAUUGGAAUUAUUUCAACCAAAAAUUUCAGUUGUUGGAGUUGGUGGAGGUGGUGGAAAUGCAGUUAAUCAUAUGAUAUCACAAAGUUUAGAAGGUGUUGAAUUUUUUGUAUGUAAUACAGAUAGCCAAGAUUUAAUUAAAUCAAAUAGUAUAAAUAAGAUUCAAUUAGGACCUCAAUUAACCAAAGGUCAUGGUGCGGGUGCAAAUCCAGAAAAAGGUAGAUUAGCAGCAGAAGAAUCAAAAAAUAAAAUUAUUCAAACUUUUAAAGAUACAGAUUUAUUAUUUUUAGCAGCAGGUAUGGGUGGUGGUACUGGUACUGGUUCUUCACCAAUAAUUGCAAAAACAAUUAAAGAGUUUAAAAAAGAAACAAUUAUAGUUGGUGUUGUAACUGUACCAUUUAAUUUUGAAGGUAAAAGAAAAGAAAUUAUAGCAAAGAAAGGAUUAGAAGAGUUGAGUAAAUAUGUUGAUACUUUAGUUGUUAUAUCAAAUCAAAAUCUAUUGGAUGCAAGUAAAUCUGAUAUUCAAUUGGAACAAGCAUUUUUAAUGGUUGAUGAAAUAUUGCAUACUGGAAUUAGAUCAAUUGCAAAUAUUAUUAAUGUACCUGGUAUGAUUAAUUUGGAUUAUAGUGAUGUUGUAAAUAUUUUAAAAAAUAGAAAAGGUUUAUCAAGAAUUGGAUUUGGUGAAGCAUCUGGUGAGGAUAGAGCAUAUAAAGCAGUACAUAAAGCAAUUAAGAAUCCAUUAAUUGAAAUUGAUGAUCAGAAAUUCACUGGUUUAUUAGUUAAUAUAAGUGGUGGUAAUGAUAUAACUUUAAAUGAAAUUAGUAAAACUAUAAAUUAUUUACAACAAAAUGCUGAUCCUGAUGUUCAAGUUUUCGUUGGUCAUACUGUUGAUAAUUCUUUAUUAGGUAAAAUAAGAAUUUCUUGUUUAUUUGUACAUUAA
Molecule: messenger RNA, 1101 nt
Organism: Dictyostelium discoideum AX4
Lineage: Eukaryota; Evosea; Eumycetozoa; Dictyosteliales; Dictyosteliaceae
Gene: fszB
Product: mitochondrial cell division protein
Exons: 3
Coding region: 1-1101 (366 amino acids)
Cellular component (GO): mitochondrion
Molecular function (GO): GTPase activity; GTP binding
Source: RefSeq, a predicted model, not a curated record